AUGUAUCCAGCGCCGAUCCCCCCGUUUCUCCUCCCUCGAGGCCUCCCAACAGCCAGAACUCUCCGCACCCUUCAACAAACAACACAGCAGCAGGCGUCUAACCCGACACUGGGCCUCGAGACCCAAGAGAGUCACCGACAAAUCGCGUAUCCUCUCGCAACCAGACAAGUUUCGACCCCGUCACACCCGCAGCGUCUCGUCACUCCGAUCCGCACCACACCGGCCGGUCAACCGGUGAAUUAUGGCCGGGCCUUGACUGCGGAGGAGCGCGAGGCGCAGAAUAAGAAGCAGUAUCCGAAUAUGUUCCCUCCAGAGGGAACGGUGAUGUUUAAAUUUUUGACGUCGCGGUGGAUUCAUGUUUGGAUUGCCAUGGGUAUUCUCACAUCUCUCGCAACCUUCACAUUCACCACCAACUUCAAAGCAACAUCUCCAUUUGCCCACCUCCUCCCUUCCUGGUCCGACCUCUUCACUCAUCCCAUCGACACCAUCUCCCAGGCCAUGCACGUCUACCGUAUGCAUGUUCAGCACGAGUCCAUGCGGGUCCGUGAGCAACGUCACCGCCGCGUCGAAGACGCAGAGAAGCGUAGACAAUACCGGAUUGCGCAUGGCUUGGAGGAGGCCCCGGAGAAGAAGGACGCAGAGGGAAGUGAUGUGCAGUCUCCCGUUGCGGCGGAUGCCGUGGCGUCUGUCGCCAGCGAUGGGGCGACGGGAGCUGCAGUGGCGGCCGAGGAGUUUGUGGAUUGGGAGGGCAAGAAGAAGCCUGUGAAGAAGUGGCUUGGGAUUUGGUGA
Messenger RNA from Penicillium oxalicum, 789 nucleotides. RefSeq lists its product as uncharacterized. Bases 1 to 789 code for a protein of 262 amino acids. The transcript is spliced from 3 exons. Lineage: Eukaryota; Fungi; Ascomycota; Eurotiomycetes; Eurotiales; Aspergillaceae. The record is from RefSeq and is a predicted model, not a curated record.